Messenger RNA from Funneliformis caledonium, 1053 nucleotides. The record is from the annotation of a GenBank genome assembly. NCBI's taxonomy places the organism in Eukaryota, Fungi, Glomeromycota, Glomeromycetes, Glomerales, Glomeraceae.
AUGGUUGUCGGCACUUCAGGUACCGGCCGUACUACUUUUGUCAACACUCUAUGUGGUAGUGAAGUUUUAUCCAAAAAAUUAUGCGAUAACCCGGAUACUGCACAUACAGAAGAAGGCAUCCGCAUCAAACCUGUCACAUUGGAAGAGGAUGGAGUUAGAAUUGCCUUAACAAUUGUAGAUACUCCCGGAUUUGGAGACAAUAUUGACAAUGAAUUUUGUUUUCAAGAAAUUAUGGGAUAUCUUGAAAGGCAAUAUGAUGAUAUCUUGGCUGAGGAAUCACGGAUUAAACGUAAUCCAAGAUUCAGAGACAAUCGGGUUCACGCCCUUCUUUACUUCAUUACCCCAACAGGUCAUUCCCUUCGUGAGAUUGAUAUUGAAUUGAUGAAGCGACUUAGUCCACGUGUCAAUGUGAUUCCUGUCAUUGGAAAGGCUGAUACCUGUACACCGACAGAAUUGAUUCAAUUCAAAAAGAGAAUAAUGGAGGAUAUCGAUCAUUAUAAUAUCCCAAUUUAUAAUUUCCCAUUUGAUGUAGAAGAAGACGACGAAGAAACUGUUGAAGAAAAUAGUGAAUUACGAGCGCUUUUACCUUUUGCCAUCAUUGGAAGUGAGGAGGAAAUUAUGGUAAACGGAAGGGCUGUACGCGGUCGCCAGUACCCGUGGGGUGUCGUUGAAGACUUGAAAGAGAUUACUCAUGACUUUUUAUAUGAAAACUACCGUACUGAGAAACUUAGCAGAAGUGCUGAUGUCCCUGUCGAGGAUUCUAAUAUCUUACCAGAUGAUCUUGCUACGCAAAGUGUACGUUUGAAGGAAGAACAAUUGAAACGUGAAGAAGAGAAGCUGAGAGAAAUUGAAUUGAAAGUACAACGUGAAAUUACUGAAAAGAGACAAGAACUUUUGGCCAAAGAAGAAGCCUUAAGAAAUUUGGAAGCGCGAACUUCCACUAAUGAAUCGUGUUUAACUCCUACUAUUGACUCAAUCGAAUCUGUCAAAACGACAUCACAUUCUGAAUCAAAGAGGAUACUAUUUCUGGUUAUUCAUGACCCACUCUCAUGA